AUGAGUCUCCUGCAUACAAUCACUACGUGCAUUACUUUGGUAGUUCUACUCUCCUCCCAAACAGUAGCCACUAAAGAUGAUUUGAAACAUGUGAAUCCCCUGAUCGGGUCUACCAACGGCGGCAAUGUCUUCGCCGGCGCUAGUCUGCCGUACGGGCUCGCUAAGCCCGUCGCCGACGUCGACGGUCAGAACACCGGAGGCUUCUCGACCGACGGAAGCAAUGUGACCGGGUUCUCGCAUCUGCAUGACAGUGGUACGGGCGGCAAUCCAUCCCUGGGAAACUUCCCCCUGUUCCCGCAGUAUUGCCCCGACGAUGUCCUGGACAACUGCAAGUUUCCCAAAUCCGCACGCGCAGUGCCCUACGCCAAGGACUCGGUCGUGGCCCGCCCGGGAUACUUUGCAAUAAGUCUUUAUAAUGGCAUCCGCGCGGAGAUGACCGUUGCGCGGCGCAGCGCGCUGUAUCGAUUCAAGUUUCCGUCUGCUGACACGGGAAACGGGUCUGCGCUGCAUCCGCUGAUCUCUCUGGAUCUGACCGAUCUCUGGGAUAGUCGACAGAAUGCGUCGAUCACCAUUGAUGCGCACUCGGGUCGUAUCAGAGGGAAUGGCACGUUCCUGCCGAGUUUCGGCGCCGGGUCUUACCAGACCUAUUUCUGUGCCGAUUUUGCAGGCGCGCGGGUUCAUGAUAGUGGGAUCUGGGUGAAUGAUCGGGCUGGGUCUGAGCCUAAGCAGCUGUUUCUCACUCGCGGAUUUAACGGCUUCUAUCUCCAGGGUGGAGGCUUCGUGAGCUUUGAUCGGCCACACGAUGGAGUUGUCACUGCGCGAGUGGGAGUGAGCUUUAUCAGCACAGAUCAAGCUUGCAAUAAUGCAGAAAAAGAGAUCCCCGAUCCACUUCAUGACUUCGGGAGUUUGCGAAAAGAUGCCGAGGAUGCAUGGAGAGCCAAACUUAGCCCUAUCAAAGUAACAGCCGGCGGCGCUGGCGAUGAUAUGCUGAGCAGCUUUUGGAGUGGUGUUUAUCGGACGAUGCUCUCGCCCCAGGAUAUGACAGGCGAGAAUCCGUUGUGGAAGAGCGACGAGCCAUAUUUUGAUUCGUUUUACUGUUUAUGGGAUGCCUUCCGGUCCCAGCACCCGUUCCUGACGAUCGUGGAUCCUCACGCGCAAUCCCGAAUGUCUCUGCAAAGGCUGGACGCAGGGGGCUCCAAUGCCGACGUGGUCCUUGCCGACGCCUAUGUGAAGAAUCUGACAGGAAUUAAUUGGGAGCUCGCUUAUAAGGCGAUGGUCAACGACGCCGAGAAUGAGCCGUUGGAGUGGUCAUACGAAGGCCGGGGCGGACUUCAGAGCUGGAAGCGGCUCCACUAUAUCCCCUACCUGGACUUCGAUUACCUGGGAUUUGGUACUAACUCCCGCAGUGUCUCGCGCACUGUGGAGUACGCGUACAAUGACUACAGUUUGGCGGUUGUGGCCAAGGGCCUCGGCAAGACCGACUAUACCACCUAUAUUUCCCGCUCGGGCAAUUGGAAAAAUCUCUUUAAAAAGGACCAGAAGUCUUUGCUCGAGAACGGGACCGAUACUGGCUUCACGGGGUUCCUUCAGCCCAAACAUCUCAACGGCACUUGGGGCUAUCAAGACCCCAUUGCCUGUAGUGCUUUGGCGUCUUGGUGCUCGCUGACAUCAAAUCCAUCCGAGACCUUCGAGUCUAGCAUAUGGGAGUACUUGUUUUUCGUCCCUCAUGACAUGGCAUCUUUGAUCAAGCUCCUCGGUGGCCCCGAGUCCUUCGUUUCCCGACUGGAUUACUUCCAUGACUCCGGGCUAGCCGACAUUGGAAAUGAGCCAGUGUUUCUAACCGUUUUUGAAUAUCACUACGCUGGCCGGCCAGCCCUCUCAGCCCGCCGAGCCCACAAGUAUAUCCCGUCAUCCUUCAACGCCUCGCACAGCGGCCUACCUGGCAAUGACGACUCUGGUGCCAUGGGGUCAUUCAUGGCCUGGUGUAUGAUGGGUCUAUUCCCGAAUCCUGGUCAGAAUGUCUACCUCAUUAUUGCGCCAUUCUUCGAGGCAGUUGAAAUCACUCAUCCCGAAACGAACCAGACGGCCACGAUUCGCAACGUCAACUUUGACAAGUCCUAUCGCAAAGUCUAUAUCCAGAGUGCUAAGCUCAAUGGAAACCCUUAUACCAAGAAUUGGGUUGGUCAUGAGUUCUUUACUCGUGGGAUGACGCUCGAGCUUACUCUGGGGGAGCAUGAGAGUGACUGGGGGACCGGCAAGGAGGACUUGCCUCCAAGUGUCAGUGGUUCACUUGCCAAGGAAAGUGAUGUGUAG
Penicillium alfredii is the source of this 2313-nucleotide messenger RNA. RefSeq names its product GH92 family glycosyl hydrolase. The transcript has 3 exons. Gene Ontology annotation, biological process: protein quality control for misfolded or incompletely synthesized proteins; protein deglycosylation; carbohydrate metabolic process. Gene Ontology annotation, molecular function: carbohydrate binding; peptide-N4-(N-acetyl-beta-glucosaminyl)asparagine amidase activity. The record is from RefSeq and is a predicted model, not a curated record. Gene Ontology annotation, cellular component: cytosol; nucleus. The coding region runs from base 1 to 2313 and encodes 770 amino acids. Lineage: Eukaryota; Fungi; Ascomycota; Eurotiomycetes; Eurotiales; Aspergillaceae.